Coccomyxa subellipsoidea C-169 is the source of this 1539-nucleotide messenger RNA. RefSeq lists its product as hypothetical. The transcript has 6 exons. The coding region runs from base 1 to 1539 and encodes 512 amino acids. The record is from RefSeq and is a predicted model, not a curated record. NCBI's taxonomy places the organism in Eukaryota, Viridiplantae, Chlorophyta, Trebouxiophyceae, Coccomyxaceae.
AUGGAAGGUAAGAGGCGUCAUUGCAGCAGAGCCUGUCUGCUGCUGUGCCUGGGCCUUCUCUGGCUCAGCCCGGGUUGCUGCACUAGCCUGCUGCAGCAGCGGCAGAAUUCGGCAGCAGGCAGCGGCACAUGGCAGCAAACCUGGCCGCGGGACAGCUCCAGCAGAGGGUUCUGGACACAAGAGAAUGCUGCAGCCUUAGCACCUGCUGCGAGCAAGAGCUUGGAAUCCAGUACGCAUGCGCAGCCUGCAGAGAGUGCCUCGUAUGCGGAAGCGCCGCAGGCUGACAGAUCGUGGGAUGACCAUGCGAAGCGCGUCUUGGGGUUGUUUCAGGCAUCAUUCCGGGCGGGUGCUAGAGAGGCAACGCCACCUGCGCCAGCGCUUCGCGCCAUUAGUCGCCGCGCAGUGCACCGCCGCUCCCUGGCGCAGUCCCCACUGGACGGGAUGCGAGCGGCGACAGACAAGGCGCUUGCGCCUGCACCCUCCCUCGACCAGACUGCCUACCUACUGGUCGUCAUGGAGGUGCAUGGCGUAAACAUCCAGCCAUUCGGCUAUCAGGACCGUGUGGACUUCCUUGUGGCGCUGGACGCCUCCAUAGAAGACAUCACGCUGGACAACAUUGAGCUGCUGGCUGUUGAGGAAUUCCUGCCGGCGUCCGGCCCAUCGGCGGAGUCCCUCAUGAACCUGUUCGGCACGAAUGCCGUCUUCAAGUCCCCCAAGCCCGCAUCGGUAAAUUACACUGGAGCACUCCCUCCUUCAGGGACAUUGGCGGCUGUGAAGUUGGCGGGGCAGCCUGCUUCGCCGCUCGCCAGCAUGGGUAGGGCUAGCGGCCGCAGACGGGCGCUGCUGCAGAGCGUGCCACAGCCAGGCCAACUCACGCCACCGGCUGGGGUGCUGACAGAGCCGGUGGUGCGCGUGACGCUGCGGAUAUCGACGACAGUGUCCCUGGCAAACAGGGUGCAAGAGGAGCUGCAGGAGGUCGUGCAGAGCAACACGACGGGUCUUGCUUCGCUGCUCCGCGCCAAAGGGCACGACGUGACAGCCGUCUACAUAAACUCCAUCACCUCCUCGCUGGCGCCAAUCGGUGGCCCCUCAAUAGCGCCCGCGCUGGCCGUCUCGCUGCCGCCUGAGGCGCCUCCGACCACCGUCGUGCGCACCAACAAGUCCGGCGUGACGCCGGCCGGUGCCGCAGAGCCGCAGGCGGACAAAACCACCAACGGCACAACCAUCGCCGUCAGCGUCGGUGUCGGCGUUCCAGUGUUGCUGGCAGCAGCAGGAGUUGCGGUCUAUCUACUAGCGUUCAGGCGAAGGGAGGAUCUGCGGCAGGGGGUCAAGGCGGCCAAAUCAAGGCAUUGGGGCGGCGAGGCGCCCGAUCCUUACGGCUUCCUCAUGAACCCCCAGCCCAGGGACUUCAAGAACCCCCUGUACCCCCUGGCCCUGGAGCCCUGCCAGAAGCUGCCCCCUGGCUCUGACAAUGGCCACGGCGGCCUCAGCACCCUCAAUCCACUUGCUGCCUCUGAGGCAAGUCAGUUCAUCAUAUAG